Messenger RNA from Daktulosphaira vitifoliae (grape phylloxera), 2384 nucleotides. RefSeq names its product cyclin-H (gene CycH). The record is from RefSeq and is a predicted model, not a curated record. Gene Ontology annotation, cellular component: nucleus; transcription factor TFIIK complex. Lineage: Eukaryota; Metazoa; Arthropoda; Insecta; Hemiptera; Phylloxeridae. Gene Ontology annotation, molecular function: cyclin-dependent protein serine/threonine kinase regulator activity. Bases 568 to 1470 code for a protein of 300 amino acids. Gene Ontology annotation, biological process: regulation of cyclin-dependent protein serine/threonine kinase activity; DNA-templated transcription; regulation of transcription by RNA polymerase II. The transcript has a single exon.
AAUUACGUAAUGGGCAAGUUAAAAAUGAUAAUUCAGGAAUAUUCGGUUAAGGGAAUAAACAAGUUACUGACUCGGUUAGCGGUGAUAUGAAAUUAAUUUUAAAUUUACUAACGAAAAUUCGUAAGUGAAAAAGGCGCAAAUGAGAACUCGAUGAAAGCGACAAUGAUAAGGCACGUUUAUCGUUUCUUCCAAGAACGUUUAGUGAGACAAUAAAACAUAGAAUAACAUUAGUAAUAAAUAAAUAACAAUCAUCUUAAAAAAUUAAAAUUAGUUGAAUUAGUGUGUCAUAAAAAGUUACAAAGAUAAUAAAGAAUAAAUCAACAGUUAUAAAAGAAUUUUUUCUUUUGGAAAUAAAUUGCUACUUUGAGCAGUCCAGAUCAUACGAAAUUUUGUAUUAUCAGUAGCAGCAGUAUUUCAUUAUAAUUUUUUAUCAUUUUAACAUUUUCUUUAAUUAGAAAACAUUUUUAAUUUAUAAAUUUGAAAAAAAUUUAAUUGAGAAAAGCAUAGCAUCAUAAGAUAAUAAUUUUAUAAUAAGUUAACAAAAUCUGAAACUGUAAUUAAGAAAUUAUGUUUCCAAUCAGUACUCAAAAAAAGAACUGGAUAUUUAAAGACGAAACAGAUUUAAAUCAAUUACGAGAAGAAACAAACCGAAAAUUCAUCACAAAUUAUGGUUCACGUAUGAGUCCAGAUGAAUGUAGAAACUAUUUUUUAGAUGUAAAUGAAGAACAUAUUGUACAAAAAUGCCACGAAUACAUGUUACGUGAUUUUUGUCAUAAGUUUCAACCACCCAUGCCCAAGUUUGUUUUUGCUACAGCGUUGAACUAUUUAAAGAGAUUUUAUUUAUAUAACUCUGUAAUGGACUAUCACCCCAAAGAAAUUAUGGUAACAUGUCUCUUUUUAGCAUGUAAAGUAGAUGAGUUUAAUGUAUCACUAGCCCAAUUUGUAGCUAACAUAAAAGGCAAUCAAUCAAGAGCAACAACUGUUAUAUUAAACAAUGAAUUAUUUCUUAUGGAACAAAUUAAAUAUAAUCUCAAAAUCCAUCAUCCGUUCAAAGCAAUAGAAGGAUUUCUUUUAGAUAUUAAGACAAGAACACAGAUGAAUGAUCCUGAUCGUAUGAGACCACACAUUGAUAGCUUUAUUGAUAAAUUAUUGUUUACAGAUGCUUGCUUACUUUUUGCACCUUCUCAACUAGCAUUAGCUGCAAUUUUGCACUCUGCUAGUCAAAUUAAAGAAAAUUUAGAUUCAUAUGUAACAGAUUUGUUAUUAGGUCAAACAGGAGCUGACCAUCUUAAAGAUUUAAUUGAAGUUGUACGAAGAAUAAGAAUAUUACAUGUUCGAGUUUCGGAUGACCAUACUAAAGAGUUAUCACGAGUUAGUAAAAAAUUAGAUAAGUGUCGUAAUCAAGAAAAUAAUCCAUUUAGUGAAGAAUAUAAAGAUAGAAUACAAGAAGCUUUAAAUAAUUCAUUAUAAAAAUUUGAUUAAUGAUCAAUUUUUGUUUUUCCAUGGUAUUAAGUAAUUUAUUGUAUAAUUUUAAUAAUUAUUAUGUAAAGCCCGAUUAUUAAAUAGAAUAAACUAUUAAUAUUCUAAAUUUAUACACACACACAUAUAUAUGCAGUAUAUAAGUGUAUAUAUAUAAUGAAGUGUUUAUACUUAAUUGUAUUUAAUUAAUUUCAUCUGUUUUAAAAAUAUAUUUUUAUAGUUAAUUCUCUAAUAAUAAUAUAAAUAAUUUAAAGACAAAAAAUGUUGUCUAGUAAUAAAUAAAAAAAUCUAAAAUUUUAAACAUUUAAAAGACAUAUAAUAAAAAUUGAUCACUUGAAGCUAAUUAAUUAAAUAAAAGUUUAACUAUAUUAAAAAUAUUAUUAAUUUAAAAACUAAAAAAUAUUUAACUCAAAAGCCACAAAAAAUUACUGAAAAGUCGCGGAUAUGUAUUUUGGAAACAAUGUUACCAUUAUCAACGCUAAAAACAUACUGACUUACUUGGCAGUUAUUAGCGUUGAUAAUGGUAACAUUAUUUCGGAAAUACUUAUCCUCUACUCUUCAGUAAUUUUUUGUGGCUUUUGAGUUUAAUAUUUUUUAGUUUUUAAAUUAAUAAUAUUUUUAAUUUAAUUUAAUGUAUUUAAAAAACAAUUCUGGAUAUUAAAUAACUAAAAAAAACCUUUAUGCUAGUAAAGUUAAUUUUUUUACAGUUUUGUAACAAAUAUAUUACCCUAACAAAGUGAAACCAAGUAACUCACAAUUUUUUUAAUAAUGAUAUAGAAAAUUGUUUAUUUAUAUAUAUUACAUCAUUAUAGUGAGUUGAAAUGCAUUAAAACAUUAAGAUCUAUAAAAUUAGCUUUGAUUAAAUAGUAUCUAUCAAACAUUACCAAAUACUAAAAAAAAAAUAA